This is a messenger RNA of Micropterus dolomieu (smallmouth bass), 2850 nucleotides long. Its product is annotated as calcium/calmodulin-dependent protein kinase type 1G-like. The transcript has 9 exons. Lineage: Eukaryota; Metazoa; Chordata; Actinopteri; Centrarchiformes; Centrarchidae. The record is from RefSeq and is a predicted model, not a curated record. Gene Ontology annotation, cellular component: intracellular anatomical structure. Gene Ontology annotation, biological process: peptidyl-serine phosphorylation. Gene Ontology annotation, molecular function: calmodulin binding; ATP binding; calcium/calmodulin-dependent protein kinase activity. The coding region runs from base 896 to 1984 and encodes 362 amino acids.
UUCAAUUACAGUGAUAUUAACCGAGAGAUUUAGCAAAUCCUAAUAUUUGAGAAGCUAAAAGAAGAAUAUUUUUGGUAUUUUUACUGAACAUUAUGAAGGGAUUAUUAAACUAUUAACAGUUAAUUUCAUCAUUUGCUCACCUUCUAAGAAGUUUAUUAUUUCACAACAGAUUUCUAAGUCAUCAUGUCUGAAUAAAAAAGAGAUCACUGUCAGGUGAGUGUCUUCUGAUUUGCCAACCCAAUUGAUGUGAAGCACCCUGCAAUCUGGUUCAAAGGUGUUUAAGUCAUAGAACCAAUACUGCAGACAAAAUGAAUAAUAAAUAAAUAAAUACAUUCUUUACAUUCUCUACAAAGAGAUGCAGCUCACAGUGUUUUAUAUUAAUAAAGUGAAAAAAGGAGUUAAAAUUAGACCGACAGGCAAGUUUAUUGGGGCACAUACUAACCACAGCACAUAGACCAUGUGACUCAGAGGCUGAGAGCAUCACAAAACAGGAUUUAAACAAAAGAAGCAAAAUUGUUGCACUUGAACAUGUACACUGAGGCUAUCUUUGCUGCAAAUGGCCACUGCGCUUAAUGAUUGUAAAAGUAAAAAUGCUCUAAUGAUGAUAAAAUAAAAUUCUGAUUUAUUUUGAUACUUACAAAAUGUAUAAAUACGGUUUAUAAAAGAUACGAAAAUUAUUCCGUUAUAAGCCUUACAGCUAAAUACUACACUUCACAGAAUGAGAAUAACUGAGGGCCAAAUGUCAUGUGGGGGGCAGAGGUGUGUUAAAGUGGGCGCACAGUACUCAGCACAGUACAGUUAAUGCUGUCAAAAAGAGACACAUCACGUGAUGCUGAUCAUAUUAAAGUAUUCCAGAUUUCUAAAGAAACACUGGUGACUUUCCACUCAUAACUUGAUGCAUGGUGUUGUCUCUCUUUUUUUUUUAACCCACAAGAAAUGUAAAUCAUGUAUGUUAUCUGUGCUUCAGGAGUCUACGUUUAACGUCAGAGCCAAGAUGGGGCGGAAGGAAAUCAUCUGCAGCUGGAAAAAAAGUACCAAUAACAUCAAGGAUGUGUUUGCCUUCGAGGGGAAAAUGGGAUCGGGGUCUUUUUCAGAGGUUUUUAUGGUGAGAGAGAAGAAAACAGGAAAACUGUACGCCCUGAAAUGUCUGAAGAAAAAACACCUAGCUCAUAGCAACCUGGAAAAUGAAAUCAAUGUACUGAGAAGGUGUCAUUCUACAGCCCCUGAGGUUUUGGCUCAGAAACCCUACAGCAAAGCAGUGGACUGCUGGUCCAUUGGAGUUAUCACUUACAUCCUGCUCUGUGGCUACCCUCCCUUCUUUGAAGAGAACGAUACUCGUCUGUUUUCAAAGAUCAUGAGAGCUGAUUAUGCCUUUCAUUCACCCUUCUGGGAUAACAUCUCUGAGUCAGCCAAAGACUUCAUCAGGAAUAUGAUGGAGAAAAAUCCCUCAAAACGCUUCCUCACCGAACAGGCACUCCGACACCCCUGGAUAGCAGAAAACACAGCAAAAGACCUCGACAUUUAUGAGUCUGUCUGUGAACAGAUGGAGAAAAACUUUGCCAAAUCCAAAUGGAAGCAAGCCUUCAACGCAGCCUCAGUAGUUCACCACAUGACGAAACUGCAGUUUUCCCAGAGUGAGCCGUCCCACUCCUCCCUCUCCAUGCCCCACAUCAUAGUACAUUCCUCCUCCCAGAAUGAUCUGGAGAUGCUGGGACCCUGCCACAAUGAGGCUGAUGCCCUCGACCCAAACGGAAAUCCCGUUCAUGCUGCUAAUCAUCUACCCUGCAGUAAUCCUGAGUCGGACAAAAGUCUCUGUCCACCACUGAGAGCCAGUCACAGUGGGCCUGGCAAAGCCCUCACUGUUGGAGAAAUCAAUAACUUUCAUUCAGAAAUCGACGCUCCGUUCAGGCCAUCCAAGAGCAUGGAAGCUGUGGCUCAGAGGAAGGACCAGCCGCUUCAGUCCGGAGUGUGUUCUGUCAUGUGAUUGGCUGCUAGCCUGAGAUAAAUCUCACGCAGUUUGUCUGUUGAGUUGACGGCAGUUGAGUUGAGCGUCAUCCGUCUCAGAAUGAAGGCGUUGAUACUUCUGUUGCUCAGCUUUUUCAUGUCACUGUUGCGGAGAACAUGCUCCAUCGACCGGGACUGCAUCUAUACUGUAAAAGACACUCUAUCACGGAAUGACUUUACGCAAUGAACACCACGUUAAAGCAGACACAAGCAGGAAUUCAAAGUCAGUUUCACUCUACAACCUGUGACAAAUAAAUCAACCUUGUACCUUGUAUUCAUCAUUUAUAAAAUCAUACAUGCUGUUGGCAUUUAUAUUCUCAAAACUGUUAUCAUUGUAUAUUACUCUACAUAUUACUCAAUACCAUUAAAAUGAAUUGGGUUUGAAUAGAUUUAGCUGACCUAUGCAGUGUGAAAGCUCAUUUCUGAUUUGUUUUGAAGUUUUUACAAAGCUGAAAAGCUUUUUCAGACUUCAGAGUCUUGUCACUUGUAUGCUCUGAAUAUCUUUACUUAACUUAUCUUCAGUGUUCACACUAUAACAUUUUCGAUAUAUGCUGGAUUACAUGGAUGGAUUACAAAUCCAACUUCCACUGUACCCAAAGAGAUGAAUGGAAAAUGUUCUUUAUAUUUAUGAGAUUAAACUUUAUUUUCAGGUGGAGUCAUUGAAACACAGUCAUUAAGUGCAAAUACUGCUGUCUUGUUAAACAAGUGAAUUUAUCAAGUGCCACAAGGUGAUGUAAAUAUGCUGUCAACACUAAUGAUGUCAUGGAUGAUUCUGAAUUCACAAAUGUAGAGACAUACGUGUUUUUUGUAUUCUCAAUAAACAUGCUUUUUCCUGUGUCGAAUGAA